AUGACAACUUGAGAUCGAUCACUCGACGGAACCCGAUGAUGUGAAGCAAGGGAGAACAGUKUCUAAAAUAUCCUUACAAAGCUGGAUCUGGAUUGCCUUAACUGUUCUCAAACCAUUGCUGAAUUAGUCUUCAGUCAAUAGCUUAUAUAUUCAACCUUUGUUAUUACGAAUGAGCGACGAAAAUUCUGAAGGUGCUUCUGCAGGAGAUGCAGAUGAAGACAUUCCGAAAGAGGAUCUUCAAAUGAAAGCAACUGAAGAGGCAAUAAGAUAUCUCGCUGAAAUAGAUGAUGCAACUUGGAAUUCUUUAUUAUUUUCUGAUUCACUGGUGACAACAUCAGAAGCUGGCAGGGAAAUUGGAGAAAUGCGAAUAACAGUAGAGUCAGCAACAUGGAAAGAGGAACCCUGCUGUCUUGUUCACGCUAACAGUCAUGGUGUAAUUGAUCAAGUCCCUAUUGGUACAUCUGUUACUGCUUAUAUAGACAGGAACAUGAGAACCUUAGAACAGACACACUAUGAAUAUGUUAAGAUUCCAGACAAUCCUUUGGACAGGAGAACAUUUUUGUCUCUAGAUGAAGAUGUUUACACUGUACGCAAGACAAUGUCGCAAGGAAUUGAAAUCAACAAAUCAGAGUUUCAGUUCACAUCAGAAGAGUUUCAAGGAUUCAUAUCAGAGGGAUCAAACCUUUUACUGCAGAGAGUAAUGGUCAAGAAAGGGGUUCCUGAACAAAUGGUUUUUCUUACUUUUGAUUCAGAUACAAAUGUCAGGACUUCAUCAUAUCGUUCACUUGGKAGAAAAAGUCAAAUAUAUGGGAGUGAAGAAAAAACGCUACUUGGGCUAGAGAGAAUUAUCAACACUUCAAACAGCACACCACAUACCUGGCACGCUUAUUUCCUUGAAACAGGUCAUUUAGCGUCAAGGACACAGCUUGGUUCCCAGGUGAAGAUGACUUUAGAAAGUUUACCUAAACAGCAAGUUCAAGAUGAGACUAAAUCGACAACAGAAGAGAAAAAAUUGAAACCGUUAAAAUGGGACGAGGAUUUGCAGCUCUAUUCCCGUUUUUUAGACAGAAAGGCGGAGUUAUCUGACGACCAUGCCACCUACAUGAGACGGCACCCAGAACUCCGAGCUCUUUUGGCUGACUUCUUACAGUUUUUAUUGCUGAGAAAACCCGAUGAUGUUUGUGAAUUCGCGUCGGACUUUUUUGGCGCUUUUUCUUCAGGCACUCCUUCGGGUCCGUCAUUCGCUCGUUCAGAAGCAACGCCAAAUGUACCAUAGAACAUCGUAGUAUUUAUACGUUUUAUUUAUUACUAAAAGAACGUAGUAUGAACGAUAGAUAUAUUAACUAAGAUGUAUUUAUCCACACUGAUUACUAUAUGAUUGUACUAACAAGAGUGCAAUGAACAGCAACAGUUCGGACUUAUCUUCCUCUGCGGCAAGUUUGCUCCCGUUUCACUUUCCGUGGAAAGCAGACUGCUGCAGCGGAAGCGGUAAGUUAAAACUAACAAUAUACAAACAAAACGAACAAUCAUCAUUCAUUAUUAAAGCRUUUCUACUUUCUAA
Messenger RNA from Exaiptasia diaphana, 1561 nucleotides. RefSeq names its product ciliogenesis-associated TTC17-interacting protein. Gene Ontology annotation, biological process: actin filament polymerization; cilium organization. NCBI's taxonomy places the organism in Eukaryota, Metazoa, Cnidaria, Anthozoa, Actiniaria, Aiptasiidae. The coding region runs from base 170 to 1276 and encodes 368 amino acids. The transcript has 10 exons. The record is from RefSeq and is a predicted model, not a curated record.